UUCAGCGAUGGAACGGGUGAUGGCGGCACUGGUGGUGGUGGCGCUGGGGGUGGUGGUGGUGGUAGUGGUGGUGGUGCCAGGCGGGUGCCACGCUACCCCACUACCUGUGCGGGUGUCACCACAGGCGUCCCACAGAGAGAGACUAGAGGCGGCCCGCUCUCUCCUCGCCUCCUCGCCCCUCAUUGACGGCCACAAUGACCUGGCCUGGAAUGUUCGUAAGUUCCUUCACAACAAGCUGCGCUCCUUCAAUCUGUCCAGCGACCUGACGAAGGAGAAGCCCUGGAGAAAUUCGCCUUUCUCCCACACCGACCUGCCGCGGCUCAGGGAGGGACAGGUGGCGGCUCAGUUCUGGUCAGUGUACGUGCCAUGUGAAGCCCAGUACCUCAACACUGUGCAGCUCCUUCUUGAACAGGUGGAUGCUGUGCGCAGGAUGGUGGCGUCCAGUCCAGGCCACACCAGGCUCGUGCGCUCCUCUGCAGAGAUCCUACAGGAGUUCCGGCGCGGGCGUGUGGCGAGUCUGAUGGGCGUGGAGGGCGGGCACGGGCUGGCCAGUAGCAUGGGCGUAGUGCGGGCGCUGUAUGACUUGGGCGUGCGUUAUGUCACUCUUACCCACAAGUGUCACACGCCUUGGGCGGAAUGUUCGGAGGACGUGCCACAGCGCCCCAACACACCUGGACUCACGCCCUACGGCAAGGAAUUGAUUCGUGAGAUGAACCGCGUGGGGCUGAUGGUGGACCUCUCCCACGCCUCCUCCAGGACAGCGAGGGACGUGCUGGCUGUCACCCGCGCCCCCGUUAUCUUCUCCCACUCCGCCACCCGCUCCCUCUGUGACAUCGAGAGAAAUGUGCCAGAUGAUGUUCUCAGUUCUUUGGCUGACAACGGCGGCAUGGUGAUGAUUAGCUUCUACAACGACUUCCUCACCUGCGGCCAGUCAGCCUCCAUCCAGGACGUGGUCGCCCACAUCAACCACGUGCGCACCAUGGCUGGCGUGGACUACGUGGGGAUCGGCGCGGGGUACGACGGAAUCAACAGGACUCCCACGGGUCUGGAGGACGUGUCCAAGUAUCCUGAGCUGUUUGCUGAGCUGCUGCGGGACUCCACGUGGUCACUGCAAGACCUCAAGAAGCUGGCGGGACUCAACCUCCUUAGAGUCUUGUCUGAGGUUAACCAGGUACGGGAGGACCUGGCGGGGGAGAAGCCGUCAGAGGAGAUCAUCCCUAUCCACGACAUAGACACCAGGUGGCCGUGCAGAUACAAGUUUGCCAGCCUCGACGACACGCGAACUUGACCUCCCUCGCCCUCACUCCCCCAUCCCAACCCUUGAAGACUCCCCCUCCCUCCAACGCUGCCUCCAGUCCUAACUCGUGGGUCGAACUGUGUGUUUCCUCUCUCUCUCUCUCUCUCUCUCUCUCUCUCUCUCUCUCUCUCUCUCUCUCUCUCUCUCUCUCUCUCUCUCUCUCUCUCUUUCGCCGCCGUCCUCUCAGUCAGUCACAUUGUCAUUAUCUUCGUCAAUAUUUUCGUUCUUCGUAUAAUAUUCUCUCACUUCUCCCGACGUCCCUAGUCAGAGAGAGAGAGAGAGAGAGAGAGAGAGAGAGAGAGAGAGAGAGAGAGAGAGAGAGAGAGAGAGAGAACAAGGAAAACUCACACAAUUCUGAAAUCUAAUUUUCUUCCUCCUUUCCCUCUACCACCACCACCACCACCACCACCUCCUCCUCCUUCUCCUCCUCCUCCUCCUCCCUCAGGGCAGCCAAUCCCAUGUUGAUUACGUCCCUGGGGGUGGGGAUGGGAGAGGGGGGUGGGGGGGAGGAGAUAAGAAGCUGUCACACAACGAGGUACACAAAAUUUGGUUCGUGUCAUUUGGGAUUCAGUGGAAAACAAGGUCAGAGAGAGAGAGAGAGAGAGAGAGAGAGAGAGAGAGAGAGACUGACUGGUUGGUUGGUACUUUGGCGUCGCAAUAAGGAGGUCACAUGGCGCCGUGUCAGUAAGAGGAGUACCGUAACUCAUGAAGAAAACACACCUUUAUCCUGCCCAGUGCAUCAGUGACCCCACCCUGAUGGCCCCGUGUGGCUUGGACCGGGAGAAGAAGAAGAAGAAGAGCCCGGUUAAUCAUCACAGUAUCCUUACUAAUACAUAUCCUUCAAACAUUUCCCCGAACACAAUACGAUGUUUCUUAAAAAUGCUCUACAAAACACGACUUUUUAUCUUUUUUACUGUUUAUGACGUCAGUACUUUUUCUUUUCCCGUUGAUAACAGAGAGAGUACUAAAGAUAAAAUCUGUUGGACUUUUUUCCUAUGAUUUUUGUUGUGCUUCGCCUGAACUCUUUCAUAAAAAAAAGUAAAAAUAAAUAAAUAAUAAUAAGAAUAAGAAAUUAAUAAAUAAUGUUUGUAGUUCGUAGAAUAUUGGCAUCCGGUUUUUUUUAAUUAAUUUUUUAAUCUAUUUUUAUGGGAAAGAAUUAUUCUAGUUUUAUCACCGCAGAAUAUGCAAAGAUCACUGCAGUCUGCUUCCUGCUUUAACUGGCGUCACUGUGCCUCCCGAAGGAUUACUGGUGUGCCUCCACGCUGAGGUACAUCUAUACGACCAUUGGAGAUGUUGGAGCUAUGCAAUACUACCUGUGAGGAAUGUAACUAUAUGACAUGAAUAUUGUUGGACUUGGAGUCAUUGUGUGAUAAGUAAACUGCAGCAGAUUUUUGUUUUUCUGAAAUAAAUUGGGAAAAUAAUCUUUCCCAAUAGUAUGAAAUAAAUAGAUAUUGGUUUGGAGCCACAGUUUCUAAAGAUCCUUUCAAUUAAAUGCUGUCGUUAAAUCAAGUAGCUUUUUGUUAACGUGACUUUCAUUAUCAGUAGCAAAUCUAAUGUUAAAAUUGUUCUUACUUGAUGUGGUUGAAGUGACAAUAGAAAGUUGACUUAAUUAAAGUACAUGUUUUGUUAUUUUAAAUACGAACACUGGAGUGUGUCGUGUGCCUUUGUGGGGGGCGUGUGUGUCGUCACGCCGGCGAGUCUUAAGCACGAAGAAAAUGAAGUGUUUGCGAAUCUCCUUCCCUUUUAGAGAUACAGUAGCCUUGAUUCCCUCCCUUGAUAUAAUGAACUCCAUUGUAUUAGUAGCAGGUAGGUCAAUUGUACAUCAGUGAAACAGAGAGAGAGAGAGAGAGAGAGAGAGAGAGAGAGAGAGAGAGAGAGAGAGAGAGAGAGAGAGAGAGAGAGAUUGUGUGUGUGUGUGUGUAUCUACACCGUCACCAUCUCCUUUGUUCAUCCCACCACUGCCACCAAAUAUAUUCCUGCAGGCAAAUAAACAGUCUUUUAACAAAAUCACGUAAAUUAGUGAAUGUUACAAAGAGUCUCCUAGUACUUUCAGAUCACCCGUCAGCCAUCUCUUUCCAUCCCACCGCUGUCACCAAAUGUAUGCUGGCGGGCAAAUCAACAGUCUUUUGUCCAUAACACGUCUAUUAAAGAAUGUUACAAAAAGUUGGCGUCUGGUACUGUCAGGAUGUCCAAGUAUAGUGAGUGCUUCUAGUGGACAGGAAGACCGCUAGGCAACUGAGGAGGUCAGAGGAUAGAGGGGAGAUACAACUGGCAUGGAGUGGUGGCGAAUGUACUGCUACACGUAUUCUGAAACACUUGUGCCUGCACUUCCACUAUUUUCAAAAGGGUCUCGAUGAAGUUACGCUGGUUUUCAAGGGUGUUUAUAUGGUUAUUGUGACAACUUAACAAGAUCCCUACAGUAUCAACAGGAGAAACGCUCUUUAGAACCCGGCUAAUCAUCUCUGUGGCCUUUGUAAAUAGUCGCGGUGAGAGAGCAAAGCGAUUCUGAAUUAGACCAGCCUUCGGUCAUCACAAGAGAGAACGAGGAAACUACGUAAUGCAGUAAUAGACAAUUCGUUUCGGUAUCUGACGCAGUUUCCUAACACUCCUCUAUAUAAAGAAGCGGAUGUACAGUGUGAAGCAUCAACACGUUACUGUCACGGCUGGUUCAUCCUUAUCUUGUUUGCCACCGCCACCAACACUGGACCACUGUACGAAGAAUACAGACUUUAUAGAGUAUUGUUGUUGUGUUGAUUUCAGUGUUCAGCCCUUCCUCAACCAUCCCCUGUGUGUGUGUGUGUGUGUGUGUGUGUGAAGACAUCCAUGGCGCACAAUCGUUGAUGUAUUUUCUCCACCGGGUGGCUGGCUGGCUUUGUCGCCGCCCGGAGUGACUUAUUAACAAUCUAUUCUUCAAUAUUCGUCUCGUUAAAAAAAUAAUGUUAUGUGAUAAAUAUAUAUUUAUUAUUAA
Molecule: messenger RNA, 4265 nt
Organism: Scylla paramamosain (green mud crab)
Lineage: Eukaryota; Metazoa; Arthropoda; Malacostraca; Decapoda; Portunidae
Product: dipeptidase 1-like
Exons: 10
Coding region: 8-1288 (426 amino acids)
Biological process (GO): proteolysis
Molecular function (GO): metallodipeptidase activity
Source: RefSeq, a predicted model, not a curated record